Molecule: messenger RNA, 4333 nt
Organism: Lethenteron reissneri (Far Eastern brook lamprey)
Lineage: Eukaryota; Metazoa; Chordata; Hyperoartia; Petromyzontiformes; Petromyzontidae
Product: guanylate-binding protein 1-like
Molecular function (GO): GTP binding; GTPase activity
Source: RefSeq, a predicted model, not a curated record
ACCCAACCGAUGCGCACACACACGCACACCUGCUGAAAUAUACAAUUACCUGUUGAGAGUGAUAAAUACAGACACCUAAGAAACAGACAUACACAAACCUGUUGAGAACGAUACAGGCACACACACUCGUUGAGAGAAACACAGAGGCUUAGCCUGGCACCCGUUAAGAGAGACAGAGACACUCAAACAUUCACAGAGAUCAAAGCAAAGAAGUCAUGACCACGUCGUCUCCGUACCCAAGUAUGCCGCUUCCGUUCAUCAUGACAGACGACACCGGGAGAUUCUACAUCAACGAGGACACGGCGCAGGUUCUGGGGAAAAUCAAGAAGCCCGUGGUGGUGGUGGCGAUAGCCGGGAAAUAUCGAACCGGAAAAUCCUUUCUCAUGAACCGACUCGCAAAAGCAGUGAAACCUGUCUUAAAGCUGGACAUGCAUCCCAAGUUUGCGAUUAAGAGGUCAGAAGGAGAAUCAAGCCUACAUCAUAGUAAAGAACCAGAUGGAGAGGAAUUAACCAAUGUGAGGAACAUGGUCAAGCGCUGGGCAAUGAUUGGACCUGGGAAAUUUGAGCAGACGGAACCAAAUGCCAGACCUGCACUUCCCACACCCCGGCGGUCCAGAGGCUUCUCACUGGGUAAUACAGUGCAGUCCCACACCAAGGGUAUCUGGAUCUGGCCAGUCCGUCACCCCCGCGACGAGAGGAAAUGUCUGCUGCUGCUGGACACAGAGGGGCUGGGCGAUGUGGAGAAGGCCAAUGGGGAGCAUGACAUCUGGUUGUUCGUCAUGGCCGUGCUGCUCUCAAACAUCCUGGUCUACAACACCGUGGGGACUCUGGACCACUCCGGCCUGGAGCAGCUACAGUAUGCAAAGGAUGUUGCGCAGUAUGUCAAAACAACGGUAGAAUCUCAUAAAGACAACCCAAAGGAUCUGGACAAGUACUUCCCAUCCCUCAUCGUCUGUGUACGCGACUUCAUGCUGACGUUGGAGUUGAAUGGAAAUCCUUGCACUGCUGACGACUACAUGGAGCAUUGCUUUAAAAUACGCAAGGCAGAGACACAACGUGGUCAAGAAGAAGCAAACAAGACAUUCAACAAGCAGCGCGACAUAAUGUGCCAAUAUUUUAAGAAGCGCAAGUGCUUCACGUUCCCCAUGCCAGUCAACCCAGAAGACUUAAGCAAGCUGGAGAACAUUCCAGAUAAAGAUCUCAAACCUGGCUUCCUUGAGGUUGCGAAUGAAUUCACAUCCCACAUCCACCAGGAGGUCAAGUACAAGAACAUUGAUGGAGUCAUCCUCACGGGACAGCUGUUCUUGCAGGUUGCAGGGAUGUACAUUGAGGCUCAGCGUUCUGGUGACAUGGUUUGCAUCGAGAACACACGGGUACAGGUGGUGCAGCUCGCCAACCUGCAGGUAGUGGAGGAUGCCAAGGAACUCUACCAGAAGGAGAUGGAAAGCAUCUUAGUCGACUUUCCACUAAAAACCUGUCAGCUCUACAAGCACCACGAGAAGUGUAUGGAGAAAGCUCUGGAUCUCUUCUACUGUCACGCUGUGCUCGAUUGGGAGCACACGCACGAGAAGGAGUUGCUGGAGCACAUGGAGAAAAUGUGUGUGAGUUUGGUGACACACAACAAGCAGCAAUCGCAGGAAAAGUGCAGAAUACGACUCAAAGAACUGUACUGGCUGGUAGAUGAGCAGUACCAGGACUUCAUGCAGCCUGGGGGCUUCAUGAAAUACCAGGCUAUGAUGAAGAAGAUUGAAGAGGAUUACUUUGAGACCACAGGGCUCGGAGACGAGAUGACGAAUAUGUACAAGGAAUUUCUGGAGCAGAAUAUGGAGAGUGGUAAGGCGAUCCUAAUGGUGGACAAGACGUUGACCAGCGUUCAACAGCAGAACAUGGAGUUCAAGCAGAAGGAAGCGAGAAUGGCACUGGAGCUAAAGACCAUGAAGGAGGCACAAGAAAACCAUGAGAAGGAGAUUUCGUACCUUCAAACUCAGCACCAGAGCUUUUUGAAGUUAUUCGGCAAGCAUAUGGAUGUGAUCAAGACACACACGGAUGAAAACAUCGAAGACAUAGAGCAGAACCACGAGGAGAAGAUGGACAAAAAUAAAAAAUGCAUCAUCAGCUAAGCGUGGUUGGUGAAGAUGCAAUUAUGCUGCAGGUCAAAUGUGAAACAUAUGAACACCAUCACCCAUCAUUCGCCAAUAAUCAUUAUCAACCACGAUCAAUCCAUGUUGGUUGAUAUUACUGACCAGUGUGGUGAAGAAUGGCAAAACAACCCACGUGAAUAAAACAUGAGGAGCACUUCAUCCAGCAGUGAAAUUACAAGAGGCUGAACAUUUUUUUCAUUCAUCAUCAGCCAUGAUAAAUCCACUGUUGAAUGGAAUUGUUUAUGAACAUUCGGCAUCUCCCACAGUCUUGUAACCAGUAAUAUGUACUGCACAUUUUCAGAUGAACAUAAUUCAUUAUAAUAAAAUGAUUAGAUUAACCCUGAUCUUCCCUUCACACUUGGAGGGGGCGGGGUCGCACUUCGACGUCACAGUGUUAGAUGUACAACUUCCGAUUUACUAUUCGGCUUCGAGAGGCCCACACAGUCGGAUUUUCCUCGGGCCUCGCACUCCCCUAUGGACGGCCCUGAAAAGUACUGCCCAUAGCCUCACCACUGCCUAAAGACUCAACACUGCCCAUAUACGCAACACUGCCCAUAGACUCGACACUACCCAUGCACUCAACACUGCCCAUAGACUCACAGCAGAGCCGUCUCUAGAGUACGGCAAAUCGGGGUGACGGCUCCAGGCCCUGUGUUUUAUGGUGUCUGGGUGCCCACAGUGGGAUUUUCUCCAGGCCCCACACCCUCCGAUGGACGACUCUGCCCAGAGGAUCUCAAUGUGUACGGCUCCUCAUCCUGCCACAACUAUCCCUUCCGUAUCUCUCGAACACUUAACUGGUUCCCACUCAAUUUAUAUAUUGAGCAAAUUUACAUGAUAAAUACGCUUAUUCCCACUUAACUGCACGGUAUAGUUUGCCUCUCAAAUAUUUUUUUAAUACAUUCAAUAAGUACCAAGUAUGUACAACUUUAUCCAUAUCGUUGACAUAAAUUGGUUACUCUAAAGCUCAGUGUCACUCGAAAGCCAACGGAAAAGAGGCAUAGGGCCUUUAAGAAAGAUGUGUAUCUUAAAGUAAGUGGUGGUGCCGUUACCAAAUAUGUGGACGUUUAAAAAGAGGUGGGCCUUCAAGAAAGGGAUUGGGCCUUCAAGAGGUGGCUAGUUGCAUAAUCACAUUGCAGGAUUAAGAGAGAUGGUGAUGGCUGGAGAUGCCUAGAUCCAGAAGUAGAUGGAUCUUGGCGGAAUAUGACUAUAUAACAUUCUUUAAAUUUAAUUUGCAUUAUAUUCUCCGUAACAUUUUUGUUAAAUUUCUUAUACCUUAUAUACUAUGAAACAUAAUCUAUAGCACUUAAUAUGCAUAAUAUAUUAAUAAAAAAUUCGAUUGCAUUUCAUACACAUUAUAUACUAUAUAAAUCCAGCCAUUUUUAAAUCCUUUAUAUUAAGUUCACUUGCUUGCUUGCUUGUGCGCUUACGACCGUGCAAAUCUUUCGGUCGUUUUUUAACCCACUUCCCGUGAUCCAAUCGAGCUGACAUUUUGCACACAGACUCGUUGUGUGUGACAAUUUAUUUUCGUGAAAACAAUUUCCAAAAUUUUCAACAUUUUAGAAAAAAAAUGUUUAUAUUUAAUUACCAAUUGCUUAAUGGUGGCAGGCAAUCAUCUGACCCAUAGGUGGCAGCCAUGUCAAGCCAGAGGACGAGAGGACUCUAGCCGCCACGCAUAUAAAGGAUUUAUAAUGAAAAACUUUGUUUUUACGGGUUAAUUUUUACUCUGCUCAGUUAGGUCUGACUUAGGCAGGCAUCUUUAGCACAAGAUAUAGUAAGUCAGAGGAAUGACCCAGAAAGGCAAAGUGACUGGCUUUCUGGAUUGCUCUUCUAAUUAGUUUGUUUGCUGUGUAGGUUUUAUCGAACGACGCAGAUUUGGUCAGAUCAUUGUGGCCUAACCCAAAUCAAUCAUGAAUGUAUAAUUUGACGCAGACAUAUGUGUCAAGGUGGGCAUUCUCGUUUAAUGCAGGCAAUACUUCAAUUGCAGGUGUUCCUCAAAGUUAUGUUUUGUUUAAACUCUUCGUUGACUUAGAUCUGAUAAUAUGCUCGUUCUAUUAAAAUCAAAUUAAUUCGGGUAAGCUAUGAAAGCAAUGUGAAACUAGUAUUUUACGCAAUGUGUAUCUCUGUAUUUGAUUGUUUGAAGGUGGCCGUUUGUUGAUUGAUUUUUGAAAAACUUUCAAAUUCUCUUGUUUGGU